This is a messenger RNA of Phoenix dactylifera (date palm), 2269 nucleotides long. The record is from RefSeq and is a predicted model, not a curated record. NCBI's taxonomy places the organism in Eukaryota, Viridiplantae, Streptophyta, Magnoliopsida, Arecales, Arecaceae.
CACCUCCCAAUUCCAACCCCAAUCCCUUCGAUUCCUCCCCUUACCCUUUUCUCGAAAACGCUCCAAGAUUCCAUCCUAACGUUGGGAGUUUCGAUGAGAGAUCGAGUAACUACGGCCCGGGCUUUGAUGAGCGAUUCCUUGAGAAGAGACCGGAGAGUGGGUUUCGAUACGGCCGGGUCGGCAUAGAAGACGACGGGCUCGGGGAGGGAGUUUUUGCCUACGAUGGCGGUAGCGUGCAGCCGUAUGGUGCUCCGGGAAUUGGGCCUGCGAGGUCUUCCUCGGGGUCUUCUUGGUCGGGUUUUGAUGACUAUGGGAGGCCUUUGGAGUUGUCUUCUGUGGAGGAGGAGGUGGUGGGAAGCAAAGGGAAGAUCGUGAGGGCGGUGCCCAAGGCGGAGGACCAGCAGGAUGUCAAAGACAGUAUGCAGAAGUUCCGGGUCAAGCUGUUGCCAGAAGGAGGAGGGCAGAGCACUAUGGAUGUUCUUUGCCAGGUUUGAAUGUAAAAAGAGUAUAAAAACCCGAACUUGAUCUUAGAUUCCUUGCUACUGAUGUCUCAAUUCUCUGUCUUUCUAAGCAUUAAAACCAUAACUAGAAGUGUGGGAUGAAAUUUUAGUUGAUAGGAUUUGUUUGAAAUCAUCUUGAUAGCUAGAUUUUUUUUUUCUUUUUAAUUCUCUUGACAUUCACAAUAAGAAGAAAAAGGCACUUGUCCUUGACCACAAGUUAAAUAGUAACUGUUGCGGAAGCCAGCUCCCGGCCGCAAUCCAGUGUUUUAUUGAACUUGUGAUUUGAUUUGAUAGAUUGGUUUGGAUGGAAGUCGGAUGGUUGACCCAAGCAAUAAAAGAACAUUGAGAAUCUACCCACUUGAAACUGUUACGAGAUGGGAAGUAGUAGAUUCAUCUACUUAUACCUUCUGGGCUAAAAGCUUGGGUGACAUCGAACCACAGCGUGAGGCUGCAAUCAAACAGAUAUACUACCAAUACCAUACUUGACACUGUGGCCGCUGCGGUUGGUUAGGCAUACAAGCUUGGUUUUUUUCUUUUAUUUGAGUACUUUCUAGCUAUUGUACUUUUUAGCAUGAUAUAAUUUUCUUCUUCUUGAGCCAAAACUUUUUCCGCCCGGAAGUAGUCUGGCAAAUGAGCAAGCUAUUCGCAGGCCAGCUUUUCCAUGUCAUAAUAUCAAAACUUUUAGUUGCAAAAUUUGUAAUUCAGAUGUAGAGACUAUUAACAGUGAGCUAUGGAUAAUUGAAAAUGCAUUGACUGACCACUAGCAUUAUGAAUAACACGUCCUACUGUACUGUAAUGUGAAUAAAAUACCUCCUGUUUUUCUUGUAACAUGCUUAAACUGUUUGUUCUAUGUUUAUUGGUCUUUGGGAUGUCAAUUAGUCCCUUUAUUCUCUGUUUCCCUUUUAGUCGGUCUAUUGUAUUAAUUCUAUUUAAUUCGAAGUGAAUAUAUUUCAUUAUGCAAGCAAUGUGUGCAUUUUUGUAUGAAUUUACAGAUUUACUGUAUCAAACUAAAUCCUAGUAUUUAAAUCUUCUUCAAUCACAGCUGAAAGAGAUGGGUGGAAAUGGUAGGGUUACUAGAAGCAAAUGACCUUCAAAGCCUAGCAAGCCAUCUGAUCAGCCAACUGAAAAGAAGAAAGGUUUUGUUGACUGGAUGAACUUUUUAAAGUCUAGCAGUGAGGAGAAAGACCAUUGGGCAGAAGUAACUCGAAGACUGAGCAUUGCAAAAGAAACAAUUAGCAGAUCUUCUGGAGUGCAAAGCCAUGAAAAUCUUGCUAGGAAACUUCAGGAGGAGCUGGACAAAAGUCGUAUGGCAUCAGCAGGUUCAAAGUCAUCCGAUGGGUCCGGAAGGAGGAUGAGGGAAGUUGCAUACCCCACAUGCACGGUCAUUCUGCAGGUUCAAGCCCCUCCAUCUGGUUCUGAAACAAUAGAAUGUGGAGUCUGCCAACAUCCCUUCCUUGUCAGUUCCCGUUGAGAGCUGCUGACCACAUCAUAUCAUGGUGGCUCAUCGUAUUUACAAAUCAUUGGAUCUUUUUUGAUGUUUUACAUCCGAGCAUGAGAGGUUAAGAGGACUUCGAUACACAACUCUGAAAAGGUGGCGCUUCAACCACUAUCGUCAAAAUUUUCUGGGGAAAAAGAGGAGGACCAGCCACCUCUCUUCAUUAAAGGAGUAUGUUUCUGAGGGCUCGUUUGGUUCGCAGGAAGCAUUUUCCUUUCUAGGAACAUGAUUCCUGAAAAACAAAUUCCUAGGAAGAGAAUGCCUAAAGAAAGUA